Molecule: messenger RNA, 1925 nt
Organism: Dama dama (fallow deer)
Lineage: Eukaryota; Metazoa; Chordata; Mammalia; Artiodactyla; Cervidae
Gene: ORAI3
Product: ORAI calcium release-activated calcium modulator 3
Exons: 2
Coding region: 218-1105 (295 amino acids)
Biological process (GO): store-operated calcium entry
Cellular component (GO): membrane
Molecular function (GO): store-operated calcium channel activity
Source: RefSeq, a predicted model, not a curated record
CUGUUUCGGCCUCGGCUUCAGCCCCUAGGGCUCCCCGCAGUCGCCUGCUCUUCCUGCUCCGCCCGGGCCACGUCUUCCUGGGAGCUCGCCGCCCGCAUCCCCGCUCGUCCCGCAGGGGCAUGGGGCCUUCCCCAGACCUGGGCCCGCCCUGCUGGGGCUCCAGAGGCGACUCGGCCCCGCCUUGACGGACCAGCCCGCUUGGUGCCGCGGCCCCAGGAUGAAGGGCGGCGAGGGGGACCCGGGCGAACAGGCCCCGCUGAACCCGGAGGCCGAGAGCCCCGCGGGCUCGGCCACGUACCGGGAGUUCGUGCAUCGCGGCUACCUGGACCUCAUGGGGGCCAGUCAGCAUUCGCUGCGGGCGCUCAGCUGGCGCCGCCUCUACCUCAGCCGGGCCAAGCUCAAAGCCUCCAGCCGCACGUCUGCCCUGCUCUCGGGCUUCGCCAUGGUGGCCAUGGUUGAGGUACAGCUGGAGAGAAGCCACGAAUACCCGCCGGGCCUCCUGGUGGCCUUCAGUGCCUGCACCACUGUGCUGGUGGCUGUGCACCUCUUUGCACUCAUGGUCUCCACCUGUCUGCUGCCUCACAUUGAAGCUGUUAGCAACAUCCACAACCUCAACUCGGUCCACCAGUCUCCACACCAGCGACUCCACCGCUACGUGGAGCUGGCCUGGGGCUUCUCCACUGCCUUGGGCACCUUCCUUUUUCUGGCCGAAGUUGUCCUAGUUGGCUGGGUCAAGUUUGUGCCCAUCGGGGCCCCCUUGGGCACAUCAGGCUCAAUGGGACCUGCCUCCCAGCUGCCUGAGACUCUGCCGCCAGUGGCCACCUCCCUUGGUCCAGCUUCCAAGCCAUCGUCCACUUCUGUAGCCCCAUCACAGGCUGAGCCCCCUGAGGCCUGCCCCCCACGGCAAGCGUGUGACGGUGGUGCGGCCCAUGGACCAGGCUGGCAAGCCGCCAUGGCCUCCACGGCAAUCAUGGUACCUGUAGGACUAGUGUUUGUGGCCUUCGCCCUGCAUUUCUACCGCUCCUUGGUGGCUCACAAGACCGACCGCCACAAGCAAGAGCUAGAGGAGCUGAGUCGCCUGCAGGGGGAGCUUCAGGCUGUGUGAGGCUGGUGUUAGCCCAAGGCUGAGAGCACUGCCUCCCCCAGAGCUCAGUCAGAGGCCCUGGAUCUACCAACCCCAUUCUGUGGCCCUGCCUGCAGCCACUUCCUGUGGCCACUCUCAGGUAGAGAACAGAUUCCUGCCUUCAGGGUCCUUCGGGCUGGACCUUGGGGCAGCUCCCACAUUCCCAGGGACUGUCCCUGUCUAGUCUGUCCCAUGCGUUUUAGAAGCUCUUCUCUACACCCAUGGGGCUGGGAGGAGCAUGAGAGUUAAGUGGAAGGUCCUCGGUCCAAGCUCCUGCGGUAGGAGAGGGGAGGCAGGGAGACCCUGGUCAGACCUUCGGUGCUCUUAACCACUUGCCCCCAUACAGAAUGAGAACGUCAGAAGGAUACACGCCCACCCAGUUGCCCCAGAAGGCAGCCAAUCCUUAUUUUACUUUUGUAGAAUCUGUUUUAUGGUUGGCUUUUUUUUCUUUUUUGAAGUUUUCCCCCAUCCUCAGAUUUUGAUUUCCACGCUCUCGCUUUGGCAUUUGGGUAGAGAGGGAUUUAGGUGUUUCUCCCCCAGGCACAGGUACAGCCUUUCCAAGUCUCCCUAUUUGGAGGAGGUUCAAAUGCCUGCCUCACUGCCCUAGACACACACUCAUGCUUCUACAACUGAUUCCUACUCUCCUGGUCCAGUGCUGGGGGGCCGUGCGCCAGCCUGACUCCCUAGCAAGGAUUGGGGUGAUAAGGGAGAAGGUCCAUUCCAUAGCCCUUAGAAUACAGAACUAUUCUGACACUGAAUUUUUGAUGCACCUAGUUUUGUAUAAUAAAUUGUGUUUUACACA